Molecule: messenger RNA, 1020 nt
Organism: Trichoderma citrinoviride
Lineage: Eukaryota; Fungi; Ascomycota; Sordariomycetes; Hypocreales; Hypocreaceae
Exons: 1
Coding region: 1-1020 (339 amino acids)
Source: RefSeq, a predicted model, not a curated record
AUGGGCGACCCAAUCGUCAAUCUCGGCCUCUCGUGCCCCAAGGGCGGCCGCUUCUACAUCUGCGAAGACCAGCCAGCUCGCUUCAUGGGCUGCUGCACCAGCGACCCGUGCACCACCGCCGACGGCCUCUGCCCGGACGACGAGCUCCGGCCGGGGUCCUUCAGCUCCGACGCCUACAGCAAGAUCCUGGCGCAGGACUGCCUGGACCCGGGCUUCCUCUGGUACACGUGCCGCGACUCGUCGCCGCCGUUCCUGGGCUGCUGCUCGCAGAAUGCGUGCGAGUCUACGGGAUGCCCGGUGAGCAAGGUCGGAGCGGCCACUCUGGCGGGGAACAAACAACGGGCAGCCCCCUUUCUGUCUGGCGGCGCAUCUGCUUCCUCCGGGGGAUCAUCUUCAUCGGCGGCGAAGACGACGAGCAGUGCCUCGGCUCCCUCGACGACGUUGAGCACGGUCCUGAGCACCGCCGCUGCGAGCACGACCGGGGACGCCCCCCCAAAGGACAGCACUCAGCCUGAUGCCGUGUCACCUCCAGCGCAUCCGGGGCUCAGCAAGGGCGCCAUCGCAGGCAUCGCAGUGGGAGCCAUAGUGGCGGUAUGCGCGUUCGCCUUUCUGUUCUUCUGGUUGUUUAAGCAGCACAAGAAGCGGAGCUCAACCAACAUGGCUCCUGCGGAUGGCGGCAGUGGCCGGAAGGACGAAUACGGGGGCGAGGAUUCGCUGGCCGAGCAGCAUCGCGACGGCACGCUGCUGGGCGUGGGAGCCACGAGAGGGGGAGCAGGGCAGAUUCCGCAGGCAGAGCCUUCGCCGGGGCUCGAUUCGGUCAUUUCGGAGCUCCCUGCCUCGCCGUCGCAGCAUAGCAUCACGUCGGGAGCCACGCCGGGCAGGCCGAUUGUGUCCAUGGUGAGCGCCAGCGGCGCGACGGGCAGGGAGAGCGACGCUUCCGGCUAUACCGCGAAGGAGCACUCGCCAUUGAUACACCAGACGCUAUUUGAGCUCGAGGACUCGUCGAUCCGGGAGAGGUAG